AAUGUAGAUUGUGGACACUGUAAUGAAGUCCAAAACAUAUGAUGUUGGUGAAAAGAGAAAACGUAUGGCUAUCCUAUCCUUUUUUUGUUAGUCCAAUAAAAUACAUAAUGGGCCUAUUUCCGGCCCAUUAGCAGCAAAUCCAUCUCUCCACUGUAUCUAAAAACCCUAAAAUUCUCCACAAACUCGCGCGCCUUUUGCCGUUACUCGAAAUCUCAGAAACCUCAAACCAUGGCGGCGGCGAACGACCACACCGUCUUACAAUUCGCGUCUCCGUCACCAACACCCACCGCAACAACCGCAAUCCUCACCGCUCGGAUCCACCCUCUCGUCAUCUUCAACGUCUGCGAUUGCUUCGUGAGACGUCCCGACUCAGCCGAACGAGUCAUCGGCACUCUCCUCGGAUCCAUCUUACCCGACGGAACCGUCGAUAUCCGCAACUCAUACGCCGUCCCUCACAACGAAUCCUCCGAUCAGGUUGCUGUUGAUAUUGAUUAUCAUCAUAACAUGUUAGCUUCACACCUUAAGGUUAAUCCCAAGGAGAUAAUCGUUGGCUGGUAUUCAACUGGUCUUGGUGUGAAUGGUGGUAGUGCUUUGAUUCAUGACUUUUACGCUAGAGAAGUUACAAACCCUAUUCACUUAACUGUGGACACUGGUUUUACGAAUGGUGAGGGUUCUAUCAAGGCUUUUGUGUCUUCGAAUCUUUCACUUGGGGAUAGACAGCUCGCUGCACAGUUUCAAGAGGUUCCUGUUGAUCUUCGUAUGGUUGAGGCUGAGAGGGUCGGAUAUGAUGUUCUCAAGGCGACAGCUGUUGACAAACUCCCAAGUGACUUGGAAGGGAUGGAGCAAACAAUGGAGAGGUUGUUGGCUUUAAUCAACGAUGUCUACAAAUAUGUUGACAACGUCGUGGAAGGUCAAACAUCUCCAGACAACAACAUAGGACGCUUCAUUGCAGAUGCAGUAGCCUCCCUUCCCAAAUUACCCCCACAAGUCUUUGAUAACCUCGUGAAUGAUAGUCUCCAGGACCAAUUACUUCUGUUGUACCUGUCAAGCAUAACAAGGACACAGUUAAGUCUAGCGGAGAAGCUAAACACAGCUGCUCAAUUGCUGUAAUAAGCUUUCAAAACACAAAGGGAAAUGAGGAAUGUUGCUUUUGGUUUCAAUGUCAUUUUUUUUUUUUUGACAAAAAGUUUGCGUAAGAUUCAGUCUCUUUGAUAAGGAGUUUGGUGGUAGUGUCAUAACUAAACCUUGUUGUCAUCAGACUUUCGGAUUCGAGAUGCUAACAAAUUAAAAACAAAACAAUAAUUAACACUAAAACAUACAAUUAUGCGA
Messenger RNA from Eruca vesicaria subsp. sativa (arugula), 1329 nucleotides. Lineage: Eukaryota; Viridiplantae; Streptophyta; Magnoliopsida; Brassicales; Brassicaceae. The record is from the annotation of a GenBank genome assembly.